AUGUGUCCAGACAUACUGGAAUUGCUCCUUAAGUUCCGUCAAAAUCGAAUUGCGUUUACAGCUGACAUCGAACAAGCAUUCUUGCAGAUUUCUCUUGCUGAUGAAGACAGAAACGCAGUCAAGUUUCUAUGGAACGAUGGUGAAUUAAAUGGAACCAAAAUAAAGGCUCUUCGUAUGACAAGGGUAAUUUUUGGAGCAACAUCUAGUCCGUUUCUUCUCAGAGCAACUCUUAAUGUACAUGUUGACAAAUACAAGUUACAGUAUCCGAACGUAUUUUCCAUGCUAACUGAAAAUAUGUAUGUUGACGAUUUAAUCGCUGGAGCAGAUGAAGAAUCAGAAGCAUUAGAGGAAUCGGAACAUAUUAUCUCAUACUGA
Molecule: messenger RNA, 375 nt
Organism: Stegodyphus dumicola
Lineage: Eukaryota; Metazoa; Arthropoda; Arachnida; Araneae; Eresidae
Source: RefSeq, a predicted model, not a curated record